Molecule: messenger RNA, 3799 nt
Organism: Photinus pyralis (common eastern firefly)
Lineage: Eukaryota; Metazoa; Arthropoda; Insecta; Coleoptera; Lampyridae
Exons: 7
Coding region: 415-1524 (369 amino acids)
Source: RefSeq, a predicted model, not a curated record
CCCAGCAAACACAGUCACGUAACGUUACGUAAAAUACACGUACAUUUUUAGUAAAUUACGUCAUGUUACCUGAAUGGUACGUAAUAAUUUUAGUACGGGAAUCGUGUUGAAGACACGUCAUUUAUGGGUACGUAAAAGUUACGUAUUUUAAACGUUACAACUUACGUCGUUAGGUAUUAGGCAUUUUGAAUAAACAAAGGAGAAAAGUAUAUUAAAUUUAUUGUAUUUUGCGCGCGAAUGUUUUGUAGGUACGAACCAAUUAUGGUCUGUGAAACUUGCGUUUGCGCAUACUGCUACGAAACGGCGGAGGGCGAACCGCCAUUGGCGCCAUUUUAACGUUCAGCUUCAGAGUCAGUGAAAAACCGUGAAUUUUGACUGUGUCCAUACGUAAUCCAAGAGCAAAUUUCAUCUGACAUGGCUUACGCUGGUGUAGAGUUUGCAGACGACAAUGCAGUAGCGCUUAUUUGUAGUAGUUGGUUGACCCCAAGGAAAAAACAUUUAUAUUGGCCGCCUUACCAAUCUCAAGACCUCUACGAUAAAGCAUUAAGAAAAAAUGAACAUCAUGUUGAAAGUUGGGUGCAGUACAGUAUUAACCGAUGUUUUUUCUUUUGUGACGAUUUGGAAAAAGGAAAACGAAAAAUAAAAUUAGCGGAGGUAUCGUCAGAUAUUCAAAGUGAAGCAGAGGAAAUUCCGCAUAAAAGAAUUAGAAAACCUACGAGACGAUUGUGUGACAGCGACGAAGACGAGGAAGUAGUGCUUUUUAGUACAAAAAAUAUACGAGAGAAAUUAGAUAGUCAGAAAUUGCCAAGACCGCCUGCGAUUGAAGGAAAUUCAGACUGUUGUAAUUCAAAGCAGUUGCCAGCAGUAGUAGUUCCCGCUAGAAUCGACCAACCCUACAGCAGCACACCAACCAGUUCGAGAUCCUCAAGUACAUUAACUGUUAUAAGUGGACAAAGUGCCUCCGCCUCAUCGACGCCAGGGCAAAAUGUAUUACAUCUGAAUUCGCAGGCUGAAAGAAUUUGCGAAGCUGUAAAUGUGACUGAACGUAAAGAUAAUGAAAUCAUAAAGUUGCUACUAGAAAUUAAAGAACAAAAUAAACUACUUUUGGCACACUUGGAUAAAAAAAAUAACACAUACCCAGCUUCUUUGCCGGACAAUUUUCCAGAUCUUCCUUGCAAUUCGCAAAACGAUCUGGACAUACUAGACAAUUACCUUGAAGAUAAAGAGAAUUUGAAGUGUUUGAUGCAAUAUUUGUCCCAAGUAGGUGGCAAAGAAGUUGUCCCAAAAGUUAAUGCAAUUUUGAGGAAAUGUUUAAGUAACCAAUUGGCCUCCAAAUAUAGCUUCUUGGGCUCUAGGUUGGAGAAAAAAGCGUUUGCUAAUUUGCAUUUGAAGGAGGCAGUAGUAGGAGCAGUUAAAUUGGGUACUUCGGUGGAUAAUGAGCUACGAAUUGUAAAUGCAAUUAAAGAGUGGCUGAAGCACGCGCCCCAAAGGGUAAAAUUAGAAGAAGCCAAACAGAAACUGUAAAUAUUACUUAUUUAAGCUUUUAGUGUGUAAGUGUGGGGUAUUAAAAUGGAUAAAAUCACCAAAAAUUAUAAAUCUUUUGUGUCUCAACGGCAAUUAUAUAGAAGAAUUGCUAGAGAUAGAAAUCGUAUUAACCAGAUUUUACAUUCAUCUGAUACUGUGCAGCCAAUCAAUAUUACUAGUUUGCAUGAAGAUAGAUAUGAAAAUAUAUUUCAAAGUUCUGAAUCAACUUUUGCUGAUUUUAAUAGUAGCAUUUCUAAUAUUGCCUCUGCUGAGGCUCCUGAAGAAGCAGCAUCAGAUUUAGUCACUGAUAAUUCAAAUAACACUUCUACAUAUGAAACUAAGGGUAUCUGCACCACAUAUGGAAAUAGUGUUACAGAUUUUCCUGUAACAAGUCUUUCUGAUAGACUUCGUUAUUGGGCCACAAGUAAUGGUGUGACACGUACUCAUGUUACUAGUUUACUUCAUAUUUUAUCCGAUUACCAUCCAGAAUUACCUCUAGAUGCACGAACAUUGUUGAGAACUCAUAGACAAAUGACAAGUCGAAAAUUAAUUACUGGUGAAUAUUGCCAUUUUGGCAUUCUGAAUUUUUUUAAAACUUUUUUUCUCAAACAUCUUGAUUUACUUUCCAGACAUGCAAAACUCUCUCUAAGCUUCAAUGUUGACGGAAUUCCUUUAUAUCAUAGUAGUAACCUUCAAUUGUGGCCUAUUUUGGCACAAAUUAAAAAUUUUAAAAGCCAUCCUUUUGUGGUUGGAGUUUUUUGUGGGACUUCAAAGCCUUCUCCUUUGAAUAAUUUUUUGGAAGAUUUUAUUAACGAAUAUAAUAGUCUUUCUGAUGGUUUUACCCUUUAUGGUAUCAAAUGUGAAUUAAUUAUUCACAGUUUUAUUUGUGAUGCCCCCGCUCGUGCUUAUUUGAAGCAAAUUAAAAACCAUACUGGCUAUUCAUCAUGCGAAAAGUGCACCGUAUAUGGGGAAUAUCAUAACGGAAGGGUUGUUCUAAAUUCGCUAACUUCUCCUGAAAGAACCAAUGAUUCGUUUGUUCGUCAAAUUGAUGAAGAUCAUCACAUUGGAAUAUCUCCGCUAUUGAGUUUACCAAUUGGGUUAGUUACGGAAUUCCCUACUGACUAUAUGCACAAUAUUUGCUUGGGUGUCACAAGAAAAUUGCUAAACACUUGGAUUUGUGGACCUUUAAAUGUUAGAUUUAGUAGUCACAUAACUAAAACUGUUUCAAAUAAUUUAGAAUCAUUAAAGUUGUAUAUACCAAGCGAAUUCAAUAGAAAACCCAGAUCAUUAUCGGAAUUAAACCGAUGGAAAGCGACUGAGUUCCGCACAUUUCUUUUGUACCUUGGUCCGCUUGUUUUGCGAGGCAUUACAGAUCGUGCUAUAUAUGAAAAUUUUCUAUUGCUGCAUACUGCAACAACUAUAAUGGUUUGUGAUGCACAUAUUCAGAAAUUUAAUCCACAAUUUUGUAGUAAACUUCUAAAAACUUUUGUUAAGCAUUGUGAAGUUCUUUAUGGGUUACAAUUUAUUGUUUAUAAUGUACAUUUAUUGUCACAUAUUUACAACGACGUUAAACGCUAUGGAAAUUUAGAUACUUUCUCAGCAUUCCCCUUCGAAAAUUUUUUAGGCAAACUAAAACGACUUGUGAAAUCUACAGUAAAUCCAUUAAAAGAAAUACAUAACCGAAUUUUAGAAAUGGACUUACUGUCAUCAACUUGUUUCGAACAAGACAAUAUUAGUUUACAAUUUUUCUAUGAGCACAAUUUAGGACCACUAUUGGACAACAUAGAUAAUAAUGCAAUACAAUUUAAAAAGGUUUAUAUAAAAGAUUUCAUGUUAACAUGUAUUUCAUAUUCUGUAGCUAAUUGUUUUUGUUAUAUUGAUAAUUCUGUAAUUCAAAUUCAUAAUAUUCUAAAGUGUAAUAAUUCAUUAACAAUAAUUGGCAAAGAGUUCCUUUCUAUCCAAUCCAUGUAUUUUUACCCAAUAGAUUCAAAGCAUUUAAAAAUUUUUCUUGUUAGUGACAUAAGUAACAAUUUGAAAAUGUGGUGUAGAACAAACUCACUUGUAAAAUGUCUUUUGUUACCUAUCAAUUCUAAUAAUAAUGUAUGGAUGUCCAUGCCUAUUAUUCAUUCUGUGGAAAAUAAUACUAUAAGCUAGAUAUAACGCACAGUUUCCAACUUGUUAUCAUUAUUUUUAUUACCCCACACACGUACCUACAUAUAAUAUGUUCUAAGUUCAUUAUUAGUGUUAUUUUACUAUAGUAAAUGAUACAACAUUA